This is a messenger RNA of Prorocentrum cordatum, 236 nucleotides long. The record is from the annotation of a GenBank genome assembly. Lineage: Eukaryota; Dinophyceae; Prorocentrales; Prorocentraceae.
GAGGGCGAAGUACGGGGACGGCAGCAGCUUGCUCCCAGAGCGAUUUCUUCAUGCAGCAGGUCGGCAUCCUGCACUUCUACGUCAGCAAGGUGUGCAUGAGAGGCUUCGAGGCGGAGCAGUGCGUGACCGACUUCACUGGGGUCUCGCCCCAGUACGCCUUCGGCGUCCGGGUGGAGUGUCCCACGGACGCGUGCGUGGCCGGGGGGGCGAGCCGGAUGAAGCUGGUGGUUCAGAAG